This is a messenger RNA of Cebus imitator (Panamanian white-faced capuchin), 1854 nucleotides long. It is a transcript of the gene RHOV, whose product is annotated as ras homolog family member V. NCBI's taxonomy places the organism in Eukaryota, Metazoa, Chordata, Mammalia, Primates, Cebidae. Gene Ontology annotation, biological process: small GTPase-mediated signal transduction. The record is from RefSeq and is a predicted model, not a curated record. Bases 293 to 1003 code for a protein of 236 amino acids. Gene Ontology annotation, molecular function: GTPase activity; GTP binding. The transcript has 3 exons.
UGCGUGACUCUUCGAGCGCCAGCUUUCUGCCUGCCUUUCCUCCUCCCGGGAUUUUGAGAAUCCCUGGCUUCGCAGGGUGCCGGGCUGCGGGAGGUCUGCCGGUGGGUGGAGUCCGGGGCCGCCCGAGACAUGUAGAUGAGGUGGGCGGGGCCCUACUCGAAACCGCUGGUAGCCCUGGGCAGACGCGCCCAGCUUGGACGCGCUCAGUCAGAGGCAGCCAGUGGAACCUGCUUUCUCAAGCGCAGCGAAGCCGGGUCCCGGGCUGGCCCCUCUGCUGCCCCCGGAACGGGCCAUGCCGCCGCGGGAGCUGAGCGAGGCUGAGUCUCCCCAGCUCCGGGCCCCGACCCCUCCCCCGCGGCGGCGUAGCGCUCCCCCAGAGCUGGGUAUCAAGUGCGUGCUGGUGGGCGACGGCGCCGUGGGCAAGAGCAGCCUUAUCGUCAGCUACACCUGCAAUGGUUACCCCGCGCGCUACCGGCCCACGGCGCUGGACACCUUCUCCGUGCAAGUCCUGGUGGAUGGAGCUCCGGUGCGCAUUGAGCUCUGGGACACAGCGGGACAGGAGGAUUUUGACCGACUUCGUUCCCUCUGCUACCCGGAUACGGAUGUCUUCCUGGCAUGCUUCAGCGUGGUGCAGCCCAGCUCCUUUCAAAACAUCACAGAGAAAUGGCUGCCCGAGAUCCGCACGCACAACCCCCAGGCGCCUGUGCUGCUGGUGGGCACCCAGGCCGACCUGAGGGACGAUGUCAACGUACUGAUUCAGCUGGACCAGUGGGGCCGGGAGGGCCCAGUGCCGCAACCCCAGGCUCAGGGUCUGGCGGAGAAGAUCCGAGCCUGCUGCUACCUGGAGUGCUCAGCCUUGACGCAGAAGAACUUGAAGGAAGUAUUUGACUCUGCCAUUCUCAGUGCCAUUGAGCACAAAGCCCGGCUGGAGAAGAAACUGAAUGCCAAAGGUGUGCGCACCCUCUCCCGCUGCCGCUGGAAGAAGUUCUUCUGCUUCGUUUGAGCAGCUAUGGCUGCAUAGAAAGUGGUAGGCAGGAGGCCAGAGACUUCUGGGACCUGGGGCACCAGGGCCUUUGUGGGAGCUACUGGCAGGGCCGCCUCAUGGGACUCAGUUCCCUUCCGAACAGUCAGGGGACAUGUGCCUCUAACUGCCCACUGUGAUAUGCCCCGGUGAGCCUAGGAGGGAAGGCUCUGAUUUGGAUUUCUCCAGUCAAAGCUCACAGAAAAAGCCUGGCACUUUGAUUUUCAUGGGAUGGUCCUAACAGGGUCAGUUACCUCCUAGCAGUUUGGGAUCCAGUUCCCAGUUUCUUAUCCUGGGCCCUCAGGUCAGCCUGUCUGAAUUAGGACUCUUCCUUGGCCCAGGGGUGAGGAAGAGCUUGGGAAACACCUGGCAUCGUGGAGGGCUGGAAGGGGUUCAGCCCUGGUUUGGAGAGAAGUUUGGGAUGGGGUGGGCAACAGAUUGAGAAGACGGAGCAGGAAGGGAGGCCUUGGAACCGUGAGACUGAUGGUGAAUAAGGGCUGGGCCUGGAAGGAAGAUGACAAGGAGAAGGAGAGAGGGAAGUGGGGCAGAUGAGGAGCAGGCUGACACCUGAGCUGCCCUCAACCCCCAAGGCCAGGGAGGGCGGGGCUGGCCCUGGGAAGAACUGGGUCUCUGGGCUCCCUAGGCACUGCCCAAACUGGCUGGGCCAGGAGUGGGGCAGGAAGUGAGAGUCAAGACCCAGCAAAAGGAGGGGGAGGAGCUGCAAAUUAGAGCCUGAAGGAGGAUGGAGUUGGGGAUCAUCCCUUUCCUCAAGGGCACACAGCCUAGAAGCAACAGCAGUUCAGAGUCUGCAAAUAAAACCUUAAGUCUGUGAA